AUGCGUCCCAUUGCCAGCCUCCCAGCUGAAUUCAAAAGCUUGUACCGGCUCUUUCUUCGAGCUAAUUCCGCGGUGGUUCUCCAUCAUUCGCCAUCAAAAACGCAAGUUCAUCGGCUGUGGAGACCUGUCUUCGACGAAGCUGCACUCAAAAUCCAUAGACUUCAGCAUCAUGACGUUUGUCAACCUGAGCGGGACCGUAUUGUCCAGUGGCUCUAUACUUGGCACAAACGGGUGGACCACACACUUUCGCUGCUCGCAACCGCGGCGGUAUCACGAGGACUCGCCCAUAAAAUCACUCGCAAUCUAAAAUGGCUACGACAAAGCCAUGUUUUGUGGGUCGAGAAAUUGUAUUACUCCCACAAGCCUUUCUGGAAGCCGCAACUUCCUCCGACGUCCUCGCAGUACCAACCUUACUCGCUUCCAACACCUGGUAGUAAGCCCGAUAACGUACUCGGGAGAAAAAGGAACACGAGGCUUUUUGACGAGCAGUGUUCGAACGCACUGGGUGAGGUCAUAAAGAUGGCUGAAGGAAAGCAUAAUAUCAUUCUGGGGAGACUUCGCCUUAAACGUUGGCAGCAAGAAUGGUCGUCAUGA
Molecule: messenger RNA, 594 nt
Organism: Suillus paluster
Lineage: Eukaryota; Fungi; Basidiomycota; Agaricomycetes; Boletales; Suillaceae
Exons: 2
Coding region: 1-594 (197 amino acids)
Source: RefSeq, a predicted model, not a curated record